Rotaria sordida is the source of this 1308-nucleotide messenger RNA. NCBI's taxonomy places the organism in Eukaryota, Metazoa, Rotifera, Eurotatoria, Philodinida, Philodinidae. The record is from the annotation of a GenBank genome assembly.
AUGGAAAGUGAUGCAUAUCGACAAAUUACAGGAAUAAUUGUUGGUGGUGGUAAUCGUGGACAAAAUUAUGCUGAGUAUGCUCGUCAUUUACCAAAUCGUUUUCGUUUAAUUGCUAUAGCUGAGCCACGAAUAAGUGUACGUAAAAAAAUACAAAAACUUUAUUCACUUGAAGAUAAAUAUGUAUAUGAUGAUUGGCGUCGAUUAGCUGAUUCAAAUGUUGAACGUCUUGCUGAUUGUGCUCUUAUAACAUUACCAGAUCGAGAACAUUAUGAAGCAACUAUACAAUUAGCUAAGAAAGGUUAUCAUAUUCUAUUAGAAAAACCAAUGGCUACGAAACUUGAACAUUGUAAAGAAAUUGUUCAAGUUUGUCGAGAUAACAAUGUUAUAUUAGCUGUUUGUCACGUUUUACGUUAUUUACCUGUUGUAAGAAAAAUUAGAGAAUUAUUGGAUAACAAUGUUAUUGGUAAACUUAUUUCAAUUCAACAUAUUGAACCCGUUGGUUUUUGGCAUUUUGCUCAUUCAUUUGUACGUGGUAAUUGGCAUAAUGAAAAUGAAAGUUGUUUUUCAUUACUAGCUAAAUGUUGUCAUGAUUUGGAUUUAAUUCAAUAUUGGAUGCAACCACGUCGAUGUACAGAUAUUUCAAGUUUUGGAAAAUUGAUGCAUUUUAACAGUGAAAAUAAACCAAAAGGUGCUAGUGAUCGAUGUUUAACUUGUGCUGUUGAAUCAACAUGUCCGUAUUCAGCAAAAAAAAUUUAUCUUGAAACACCUAAUCGUCAUUGGCCAGUUUCAGUUCUUGUACCAGAUAUUGAAGAUAAUGAAAAUUGGGAUCAAAUUAAAAGUAAAGUUAUACAUGCUUUGGAAAAUGGACCAUAUGGAAAAUGUGUUUAUGGAGAUUGUAAUAAUGAUGUUGUAGAUCAACAAGUGGUUAUAUUAAAUUUUGAUGAUGGAGCAACAGCAACAAUGCAAAUGGUUGCAUUUACAGAAGAAGUAUGUCAACGUACAUCACGUAUAUUUGGUACUCAUGGUGAAUUAACAUGGAAAGGUGGAGACACAUUAGUUCAUUAUGAUUUUCUUACACAAAAACGUACAGUUUAUGAUGAAACUGAUUUUUCCGGUGCUGGUGUUAUGAGUGGUCACGGUGGUGCAGAUUUUUUUGCUAUGGACUCAUUUAUACGAGCAUUAUCAUUAAAUAAACCUGAAUUAAUUGGAACAGGUCCUGAAGAUUCAUUAAUUAGUCAUAUAAUAGCAUUUGCUGCUGAAACAGCUCGAAAAGAAAAUCGUGUUUGUAAAAUCGAUGAAUUUUUGUGA